Messenger RNA from Rhineura floridana, 7574 nucleotides. RefSeq names its product alpha kinase 2 (gene ALPK2). The transcript is spliced from 10 exons. Gene Ontology annotation, biological process: protein phosphorylation. Gene Ontology annotation, molecular function: protein serine/threonine kinase activity; ATP binding. Bases 441 to 4793 code for a protein of 1450 amino acids. Lineage: Eukaryota; Metazoa; Chordata; Lepidosauria; Squamata; Rhineuridae. The record is from RefSeq and is a predicted model, not a curated record.
CAACCUUGCAAACAGGAACGACUCUCUCUGUUGGGCAACAGCAAAGUAAAACCUCCACUACGAAUGACAAAGAGAAGUACAAGCUGCCUGCAACUUUCAUGGCAAUUGAAAAUGAUUAUCCUGGAAUUGAGGACAAAACCAGUAGCAACAAUCACUCAGCCUCGGAUGUUUCUGUUGUCAGUUCACAAGGCAUAGAAAAUGGGAUUUUGGAGAUGAAAUGCUCGUCUUGUGACUUGGAUGGCUCUUUGGAGACAGGAAACAGACAAGGUGUAGACAAAGGCUACUCAUGGAAAAACUUACAACAGUGAACAAAGGUAAGAAAGAAACUGCCUGAAGGGAAAGCCAAAGUUAGUAUAGCCAGCCGGACAAAGACAUCAAAAGACACUUUAAAUCUGUUGCAUCCUAAAGAGCUUCACACUGCUGGAAGUCACACACUUCAAAUGGAAAUAAGUUAUUUGGAUUCUGCUGCGGUGCUUCACCAACAAGGAGAAAGUAUUUCAAACUGUGGAAAGCAGGAUAUAGUGAAUACUUCAAACAAGAUCAGUUUAUUUAAUGGUGAAGAAAAAGAUAGCAGUAGCCCAUGGGGAUGCAAGUGGAUUAGCAACCUGGCGGAGGAAGCUCAAAUGCCAAAUGAAAAUUCCACAGUUCUGGUAAAACACCACAAAACUGACGUUGAAAACACAGCACAUAUCAGCAGUGGCCUGAAACAUUUUACAACGGAGAGAAUUUUUUGCAUGUCUUUUCCUGUAAAAAGCACUUCUGCUGAAAAGUCAGCUUUGGAAAAUCUCAUUGGCAAAAAUGGAUAUCAGACAGGCAAUGCAAUGCUGGAAAACUCUGCUGGCCUUUACAUACCUAAUAAUAAUGAGCAGGAGCAAUGCUGGGAUCAAACCCUUUGUCUCACAACCAUGGACAAAAUGGCAAGUCACAAUAUACUAUCAGGUGCACGACAUCACCCCAAUGCCACAUCUAAGCAAGAAGGCUUAUGUGACCCUCUGACUACUGUGGCUGGGCCUGAUACACAGACGGAAAGAACAAAGACAUGUGGAGAAAAGCGUCAUGAAGUCAACGAGGUAAAAACAGCCCAUGACACUCCAUGCACCGGAUAUCUAUCUGAAGCAAAUUUCCAGAGAGCCUUGGCAUCUGCAGAACCUGAGGUUAGAGACUCUGAUUUAUCAUUAAUGCAUGAGCAGUUACAGAAACCUCUUUAUGAGGAAGAAGGCGGGGGCUAUGACUUCACUUGUGCAAGCAGUGAGGUCGAGAGUUUAGCAGCUGGGACUGACUCUGCCAAGGAGGUUGAAAGGCUGAACAUUACUGGGGAUAUAAGUGCCGCACAGCAUGUGCCAGGAAAUUUAACAGAAGAUAAUCAGCUUGUCACAGAAUUGGCAAUGGUAAUGAAAGUCCACACUGAUUAUUACAGCCUGCUAAAAACAGAUGAAGCAUGCAGCCAUACAACCAGAGGCAACUGUUCCCUUAAGCUACCUGUAGGAGUAGAUGCCAUUUGUCUGUGCUCUGCCUCUGGACAUGAAACAGAAAAGUCAUCUGUCCAUAAUUUAAGAAGCAAUAUCCAAAAGGAAAAGCCUGAAGAUAAUGGAUGUGUUCAGAUGUCUACUUGUCAGGAAGAAGCUAUUAUGACCGAUAACUCUUUCCAGUCUUGCGGACUAGAAUCUCCAUUCAAACUUACAGAAGCUCUAGACAAUCCUUUAGAACGUGGCCAAGAAAUUUUAUCAGAUCUACCGGCUAAUUAUCCUGGCCCACUGUCUUAUAUUGAACAGGAUGUUCAUUGUACAGAGAGUCCCAACCCAAAGCAGGCUGACAAGAUGCCUACUAAAGAUGCUCAUGGUACACCAUGUCACUCAAGAAUAAAAGAGUGUCCAAAUCUUGCUGAACUUUCACUGAAAGAGGAUUCAUCCAGUAAUUUCUCUGGCAAAAAUACUGAUCAGUUUGCAACUGAAGAACAGUCUUCAAUUACAGCAAUCGAUAAAGAAACUGCAGAGAAAUUUCAGAAGAAAGGAACUGAGUCAGAACUGAAAACACAAAUUGACAGUAACUAUGUUAUUUAUCAUGUUUUGAGAGGUAAUAAUAGUAAAGAUGUUCAAGCUGUUUCUGAUGCACAUAAUUACAGCUACCACAUGCAAGAACAUAAUUCAGUUCUAGCUACUGAGUCUAAAGCUGACCAAGGCAAUAAAAGAACAGAGGGGCUCAAAGAGAAGCCAGUGUUCACAGCAUCAUACACCUUUAGAUUCUACACGGAAGUAUUGUUAGAAAUAAACAAGAAUGAUGAAAAUAGUAUGAGUGAAGAACGUAAAGAUUUUGGAACAAGCAUAGGACAGACCGCCCUAGAACCCAAACAUGUCUUAGAGAUGCCACCACCAUCAGAUUCUCAACAAACAAUAUCAGAAAAGAAUUCUAGCACUGGUACCCAUUUUUGUGAAAGUGCUAAAGGGUUAGGAUUGGAUUCCAUAAAUAUUCCAUCGGCACCUUCCAGGUCAUCAGCUUUAAAAACUGUUCAGCCAUCAAGUAUUUCCAGAAAUGAAUGUGACAGUGCAGGUCAGGAUAAUCAUAAUGCUAGCAAUAUGGUAGGCAAUGUAAUAGUUGGUACUCAGGAUAGGAUCCAACAAGAAAACGCAUGCAUAGGUUGCAGUACAAAUGCAUUAGUGCCAGGAAACUCUGGUACAAAUGCAGUCGAAAGCAUAAUGCAAACUGAGUCCAUGCAGAUUAAAGUUAAGAAAGAUAUGGAUACAAAUACUCAUGGACACUGGCAGCAUCAGUGUCAAAAGGUGGAUGGAAAAAAUAAGACCCAAAUAGUCCAGUGUAAGGAUGAAAGGCAAUUGUCUAUUUCACAUGAUUUUGAAGAAGCUGAAGUAGAACCUUAUAUGAGGGCCCUCAUUGAUUCAGAACAAAUGCAUACUUGGCAUGAUAACACUGAAGUACAACAGGAUGAGUACCCAAAUGUAGACAGAGAAAGUCAGACCAAAAUAAUCCCAUGUGAGAGCGGUGCCAGAGAAAAUCAAAAGCCCAUUGAAUGUAACCUAGAAGAGGUAGAGCCUUACAUGAGGGCACUCAUUAAUUCAGAACAGAUGUAUUCGUGGCAUGAUAUUAUGGGCUAUGUGCAUCCAUCCACGGACCCUUCCAGUGAACAAUCUGGUAUGUCUGUAGGGGGAUUAGUGGAAGGAUGUAUAGUUACAUCUACAAGUCAAGCCAGGGCAUUCACAGAUGGUGAGAGGCAAAGCCUAAAUUCAUCAGAGCAUGCAAUGGGGACAUUAGUCAGCAUCUUGCCUUGUGCCGCUGAGAACAGCCAUCACUCUGGGGAACAGCUGCUGCAGGUCAAAACUCAGCCACACACUUUAGGAGCAACUGCAGACGAAGAGAAGACAAAGUCGCAGGAGGCUUCAAAACUCUGCAUGGCACCCUCACAUCACAAUGGUACUGAGGAUGUGAAGCGUAAGCAAGAAGCAGUAAAGAAGAAGAUGGUGCCAAAGGUGCAAAGUAAGAAACCGCGCCUUGAAGCAAAGGAGAAUGUUUGGAACAACGCCAGCUGUGUUAAAACAGUCUCAAGAGCAGAGGGGAGUCUAACUCACAAGGAAGACAAGAGGGAACAACAGAAACUGCCUUGCAAAAAAGACAGCAAAGCCCCCAAACUGGUGAAGAAAAUCCAAGCUGAACUGUUCCCUGAUUUCUCUGGAAAUAUCAAAUUAUGCUGCCAGUUUGGUGAAAUUCAUGAAGACUCCACCAUUACAUGGACUAAAGAUUCUAGGCUCCUUGCCCAGGUGCACAGAAGUGCAGGAGAUGGCUUUCCAGUAUCUCUGGCAAUAGUACAAGCUGGUAAAAAAGACCAAGGACUGUAUCACUGCUGCUUGAAGAAUAUGUAUGGAAAAGCAACUGCAGAGUUUAACUUGACCUCUGAAGUAUUGGAACAUCUUUCCAGUUUUCAGGAAGUUGAAGGCUUGGAAGAAAUUGAAUUCUUGCAGCUGAUGUUCAGAGAAGAUUUCAUCUGCGAUAGUUAUUUCAGUAACAGCCUGCAUGGGAGGAUUACAACAGAAGAGUUACAUUUUGGAGAAGGGGUGCACCGAAAGGCUUUCCGAAGCAAAGUCAUGCAAGGCUUAGUGCCUGUGUUCAGCCCUGGCCACCCCUGCGUUCUGAAAGUGCACAGUGCCAUUGCCUAUAGGACCAAGAACAAAGAUGAACUUGUGAAAAAGAACUACAAAUUGGCACUGCAGGAAUGUUAUGUUCAGAACACAGCGAGAGAGUAUGCCAAGAUAUAUGCCGUUGAAACAAAACCUCUAGAAGGCUUUGGAGAGGUGCCUGAAAUCAUUCCUAUUUUCCUCAUUCAUCGGCCCAAGAACAAUAUCCCUUAUGCAACAGUGGAAGAGGAGCUAAUCGGUGAAUUCGUGAAAUACUCCAUUAGGGAUGGGAAAGAAAUAAACUUCACAAGAAGAGACUCUGAAGCUGGCCAGAAAUGCUGCACCUUUCAGCACUGGGUAUAUGAAAGGACCAGUGGCAGCUUACUUGUAACAGACAUGCAAGGUGUAGGAAUGAAACUAACAGACGUUGGCAUAGCAACACAGGCCAAAGGGUACAAAGGUUUCAAAGGCAACUGCUCCAUCUCAUCUAUUGACCAAUUUAAGGCCCUCCACCAGUGUAAUAAAUACUGUGAGAUGCUGGGACUGAAACCCCUUCAACCCAUCUAUCAGAAACAGAGGAAGGCAGCAGUCUCAAAAAUCAAGACCCAGCCAAGCUCAAGUACUGUAAAGAAAACUGUGGUCAACAGUGCACAGACUACCAAGAAAACAUAGGAACUUGUUUUCUUCCAAAAUAAAUAUUUGUCAUCCUCAUCUUUGCAAUAGGACCUCUCUAGAAAUAUAGACUGUAUCUUCUGGAACUAAACACUCCAGCAACGUGGCUCCCUCUGAGCAUUCAGCAUUGUGCAAGUAGUUAUAACUGCCACAAAGAAAGCGGAAGAGUGGAUGGAUUAGGACACUCAAAUGUUUGAAAAGAUCAGUGCCCCAAAUAAGCUUAGCCAUAUAUGUGUAGAUUGCAUAAAUGGGCUGAAGGUUAUUUGCACAACCUCUUGUUUCUGGAGGCUGUGCAGCACUUAGGCCUUUGGGGAAUUUGCAUCUAGUAGAUUUCUUCAGUGUAAUUCAGCUGCUAAAUAAGUAUUGUAUAUAAGUAAAUGUAGGAUGUUUUCAACCCACAUGAGGUGAAAGGCAUACAUGCCAGAGUCUUCUCCACUUGCAUCUUUUUACUCAAAUGGAGAAUUAUAUCCAGUGCAUUUUUCUAGAUGUUUCUGAAAGUUGGCUUCUCAGACUGCGUAACAGAUGGCAGAUGCAACAAGUUUAUGAGGGAUUCACCUGUGGACCUGGCCUUAGGGGAGGGGUUUUUCUGCACUGGUUUUCAAUAUUGAAAGUUAUGGAUAUGAUAUGAUAGCUUUUAAAAAACAAUACAGUUGUAUUCACCAGAUGACCCAGGGGACUGCAUGGAACUCACAGUGCCUUUAUUUGUGACCCACUACCCUCUAACCUUACCCCUAAUUCAGGUCAGGAGACCUGCAUGGUCCUAGAUAAUGCUCUCUGUCGGAUCUGUAGCUGGUAUGGAAAAGUGUGUGUGAGAGAGAGACAAAGAGAUGGGUAUAGGAGUUGUUGCGCAUGAGUGUGGGUGUGUGACUUCAGUGGUAAAGGAUGCUUUGGCUAGGCAGGAUUGAGGGCGACUACUGUAUUUGUGAGACAUAUUACAGAAGAAAUGCUUUCCCUAAGUGUUCCCCACCCUCAACAAAUUGUACUCUGUGGCAUAUUACCUCUAAACAUGAUGGGAGUUCCAUUUGGAUCUUGCAGAAAGGGGUGGGGAUUUCCUGCAAGACAGGGCUUGGUGUUUGUGUGUGUGCAGCUGUUAGAAUAUGUGGGUGUUAGGAAUCUGACGUCAUGUUCUUUCAUUGCAUUUCAAAGCACACUGAUCUGCAGGAGGAAGUCAUUUCAUUAUACCUGCAGCCUUAUUAAGAUAUCUCCCAUAUUUCACUCACCCACUGACAGUUUUCAGGUCAAUACCACUGUACUAGAAUAAUGGGUUUGUUUCCUAAUUAUUUGCACACUAACAAUAAUCCUUAUUAUACUCCAUACAUUUUUCCCCAAUUAAAUUCCAACUGAAACAAGAUUUAGCAUUGUGAGUAUGUCAAUAAUACCCCUGAUGCUGAGGAGGGUACCAACCAUUUCUAGUUCUCCCCCCACCACUCUGCCCCAAUGAAAAUCAAUUCAGCAGCCUCAUUUGUUUUCAAAUGUUUUGCAGUUUCUUUCUCUUGAAGGCCUGGCUUCUGUUAAUAGGAAACUUUAAAGUCUAGGAGUGGAAAACUUCUAGCCCAAGGGCCAAACUUGGCCCACCAUGGGUUCAUAUUUGGCCUGUGAGGCUGUUUUUCCCAAACUACACCCACUUGCCCCAUACCUGAUGUCAUCUGUGAUCCAAAUGGAGCCUUAAAGGGCAUUCCCAAUUGUGCAUUGCAAGGGAAAGCAGGCUUCGACUCUACCGCCCAUAGCUGCACAAGUAAGCUGGAACUCAUUUGUGCAGCUGAUGACUGCAGAAAGCUGAAGGCUCGGGCGCUUUAAAGCUCCAUGUGGGGUCUUUGCAAGCCCUGUGUGGUGCUUGAAGGCUUGACUUUGAGAUUUCAAAGCACCCAUUCACCUAGCAUCAUUGUGACGCCUGGUGAUUGACAGGUAGACAGCCCCACCCACCCAUCAAAUUUAGCCUGUGAGGCUAGGAUCUGAUAAAGAUCUGCCCUGCAAAGCCAAAAAAGUUCCCCAUCCCUGCUUUAAAAGCCCUUGAAAGCAGUGAUUAUAUCAUACUACUGAAUAUAUGCCAAACAAGUCUGGAGACAGACAGUAGUAUUAAGGGAGUUGAAAGUGGUCAUCCCACAGAGGCAAUUUUUGUUACCCAUGCAGUACACUCUCACCUCUUUUGUCCCAAACGGGUUUUAAGUUUUGGCGAACUUACAAUUAGAGAUGUACCCCAUGGGGAACCGACUCUAUUUUGUACGGUCUUCAGUUCUGUGAAAUAACUGCUGUCUGCCUCACUGCAAGUUGCGGCACUUUAAAAGAGAAAUAAUAGCUCAUCUUCAUGAGAUAGCAAGUAAGCAGUAUGUGCAAUCUGUUUCUAUGGGAUCCCAUCCCAGUGCUGGCAUACUUCCAUUUAAAAAACUGUUAUAAAUGCAUUCAUUCAUACCUACUAUAAAGGUAAAGGUGUCCCGCACUUAUAGUGUGAGUCGUUUCCGACUCUUAGGGUGACGUCUUGCGACGUUUACUAGGCAGACCGUAUAUAUGGGGUGGGAUUGCCAGUUCCUUCCCCGGCCUUUCUUUACCCCCCAGCAUAUGCCGUAUUUUACUGACCACGGAUGGAUGGAAGGCAGAGUGAACCUCGACCCCUUUUACCGGAGAUUCGACUUCCUCCUUCCGUUGGAAUCGAACUCCGGCCGUGAGCAGAACUUCGACUGUAUUACCGCCGCUUACCACUCUGCACCAUGGAGGAUCUUCAUACGUACUAAAAUAAAUAGAAAAUAUAAUAUACAAAAUACAUUAAAGAAAUUUGAACAUUGA